AUGCUUUUCGGGAUGUUCUUCGCCUUUUGGCGAUUCUGCGAAAUCAUAACUUUGAUUCCAACGUUAGGAAUGCUCGCAUUCUUCGUCAAUAUUUACGCAUCUAAUAAUGCCCUCACACCAAAUUACAUCCUAGUACUCUUCAUCGUCUCAGUGCUCGCCUGCGCCUGGGCCAUCGCAACCCUCUUCACCUACCACCGCGCGCGCUCCAACGCCCUCUUCGUCGCCUUCAUCGAUCUCUGUUUCGUAGGAGCCUUUAUCGCAAGCGUCUACGAGCUCCGCCUCAUCACCAACUACAACUGUUCAUCGCUCACCAGCUCCCCCGGUUACUACAUCAAUUUUGGCGCAUUCGGCAACGCUAAUGUUAAUGGUGUGAGUGUUAAAUUUGAUAAAACGUGCGCGAUGCUUAAAGCCUGUUUUGCCUUUGGUAUCAUGAAUUGUAUCUUCUUUUUUAUUACGAGUUUGUUGGCUUGUAUGGUGGGGAGGGGUCACGAGAGACAGGGACGCAGAGAUGAGAAGGUUUAUGUGCGGGAAACUCAUGUUACUAGACAUGGUCAUCGCAGAAGUGGGAGUCGUAGGAGUAGGAGGAGUUCGCAUCGUAGAAAUUAUGUUUAA
This is a messenger RNA of Sclerotinia sclerotiorum 1980 UF-70, 612 nucleotides long. RefSeq lists its product as hypothetical. The record is from RefSeq and is a predicted model, not a curated record. The coding region runs from base 1 to 612 and encodes 203 amino acids. NCBI's taxonomy places the organism in Eukaryota, Fungi, Ascomycota, Leotiomycetes, Helotiales, Sclerotiniaceae. The transcript is spliced from 2 exons.